CCUGCAGCAGACUCUCUUCAGGGGAAGGGUCCCCAUCCCACCUCGUCAUGUCUCGACGAAGCCAACGCCUCACGCGCUUCUCCCAGGGUGACGAUGACGGCAGCAGCAGCAGUGGAGGGAGCUCCGUGACGGGGAGCCAGAGCACCCUGUUUAAAGACAGUCCUCUCAGGACCUUGAAGAGGAAAUCCAGCAACAUGAAGCACCUCUCCCCGGUGCCACAGCUGGGCCCCUCCUCCGAUGGGCACACCUCCUACUACAGUGAGUCGGUGGUCAGGGAGUCCUACAUUGGCAGCCCCCGGGCCGCCGCCCUCGCCAGGAGCUCCAUCCUCGAUGACCAGCUGCACAGUGACCCCUACUGGAGUGAGGACCUGCGGGUGAGGAGGAGGAGAGGCACAGGUGGCACCGAGAGCAGCAAAAUCAAUGGGCUGGCCGAGAACAAGGUCUCGGAGGACUUCCUCGGGUCCUCCUCCGGCUACUCUUCUGAGGAUGACUACGCAGGAUACUCAGAGACGGACCAGCAGAGCUCAGGUUCACGGUUAAGGAACGCUGUGUCCCAGGCAGGCUCUUUUCUCUGGAUGGUGGUCACUUCUCCAGGCCGGCUCUUUGGACUCCUCUACUGGUGGAUCGGCACCACCUGGUACCGCCUGACAACGGCCGCCUCCCUCCUGGACGUCUUUGUUUUAACCAGGCGCGUCUCGUCCCUGAAGACCUUCCUGUGGUUCCUCUUGCUACUGCUGCUCCUGACUGGCCUGACCUACGGUGCUUGGUAUUUCUACCCCUACUGGCUGCGGACAUUCCACCCUGCCAUGGUUUCCUGGUGGGCAGCGAAGGGCAGCAGCAGGCAGUAUGAAGUGUGGGAGUCCAGAGACUCGUCCCCACAGUUCCAGGCUGAGCAGCGCAUUCUGUCCCGGGUACACUCUCUGGAGCGGCGCCUGGAAGCUCUUGCUGCCGAGUUUUCCUCCAACUGGCAGAAGGAGGCCAUGCGGCUGGAACGCUUGGAGCUGCGGCAAGGGGCCUCUGGGGAGGGAGGCGGCAGCAGCCUGAGCCACGAGGACACCCUGGCGCUCCUGGAGGGGCUGGUGAGCCGCCACGAGGCUGCCCUGAAGGAGGACUUCCGCAAGGACACUGCUGCUCGGAUCCAGGAAGAACUGGUCGCCGUGAGAGCAGAACACCAGCAAGACUCAGAAGACCUCUUCAAGAAGAUUGUCCAGGCCUCCCAGGAGUCUGAGGCUCGACUCCAGCAACUGAAGUCUGAAUGGCAAAGGAUGACCCAGGAGUCCUUCCGGGAGAGCUCCAUGAAGGAGCUGGAGCGGCUGGAGGGCCAGCUGGCAGGCCUGCGGCAGGAGCUGGCAGCCUUGACCCUGAAGCAGAGCUCGGUGGCUGACCAAGUGGGCCUGCUGCCCCAGCAGAUCCAGGCCGUGCGGGACGACGUGGAAUCUCAGUUCCCCGCCUGGGUCAGUCAGUUCCUUCUUCGAGGUGGGGGAACCCGCGCUGGGCUCCUUCAGCGAGAGGAGGUGCAAGCGCAGCUGCAGGAGCUGGAGAGCAAGAUCCUCGCCCACGUGGCCGAGAUGCAGGGCAAGUCAGCGAGGGAGGCCGCAGCCAGCCUGGGGCUGACGCUGCAGAAGGAGGGUGUGAUCGGGGUGACAGAGGAGCAGGUGCACCGCAUUGUAAACCAGGCCCUGAAGCGCUACAGCGAGGACCGCAUCGGGAUGGUGGACUACGCGCUGGAAUCGGGAGGGGCCAGUGUCAUCAGUACCCGAUGUUCCGAGACCUACGAGACCAAGACGGCCCUCCUCAGCCUCUUUGGCAUCCCCCUGUGGUACCACUCCCAGUCGCCCCGAGUCAUUCUCCAGCCAGACGUGCACCCAGGCAACUGCUGGGCCUUCCAGGGGCCCCAGGGCUUUGCUGUGGUUCGCCUGUCUGCUCGCAUCCGCCCCACUGCUGUCACCUUAGAGCAUGUGCCCAAGUCCUUGUCACCCAACAGCACCAUCUCCAGUGCCCCCAAGGACUUUGCCAUCUUUGGGUUUGAUGAAGACCUGAAGCAGGAGGGGACACUCCUUGGCCAGUUCACCUACGACCAGGAUGGGGAGCCCAUUCAGACAUUUUAUUUUCAGGAUCCUAAAAUGGCCACGUACCAGGUGGUGGAGCUGCGGAUCCUGACUAACUGGGGCCACCCCGAGUACACCUGCGUCUACCGCUUCAGGGUACAUGGGGAGCCCGCCCACUAGGCCUUCUUUGUGCCGCUGCCAGCCGGCUGGGAGGCCAGCUCCUCUCCGCAUGCGCCGCCUUCUCUGGGAGCGGGUGAGCAGCAGCCCUGCCACCCCCUACAUGCUUGAUCAGCGCACUGACUUCCAGGAGCAAGCAGAGUGCCUGGCCCAAUGGGGAUGAGAAGGAACAUGCAGGCUUUCCUAGCAGCAGGGUGGCUCGAGGUGGACAGCAGGCUCCAGUGUCUCUUUUCAUUCUUUGUUCCCCUCAUGCCAGGCAUCGGGGUCUCCUUCCUCCUCCUGGAAGGGUGUAUAUAUGUAGCAUAUCAUGGGGGAUUGAGAGGCAGGGGGACAGGUGAUGAAUGAACAUGUCCCAUGGUGGAGGGGCUGGCACCUAGGGAGCUGCCGUUGGGAGGUGUGCGAAUGAAGCAUGUGCCAAAGCCAUGGGUAGGACAAGCUAGGGCCUGGGACAGGUGAGCUGCCCCCUCCCCAGGCAGGAAAGUGAGGCCCUCUGGGAGGAG
Molecule: messenger RNA, 2725 nt
Organism: Ceratotherium simum simum (southern white rhinoceros)
Lineage: Eukaryota; Metazoa; Chordata; Mammalia; Perissodactyla; Rhinocerotidae
Source: RefSeq, a predicted model, not a curated record